AUCAGCUGUUUCUAUGGUGCCUUAUAAACAAAAUAUGACUCGUUCCGAGCACAGUAGGGAAUUGUUUCUUCACUCCAUGUUUAAUUCAUUUUGGUUUUGAAGCGACCGAAGGACGAUGCCCAGAAACGUCAAGGAAGUUCUUAAGGAGCUGGGAUGGGCAGACGGCUUCCACAUACCAGUCGCCAACGAUGAAAACAAGAAAUUGGAACAAAAGGUGGAAGAACUUAUCAAGCAGAAAGCAGAGACCAUAGUGAAAUAUGAAUUAGCUAAUGAUAGGCUAAAUGCAUUGCGGAAACAUGAAAAGAAAUUACUACAAGAGAAAAAUAACAACCAGGAACUUCUGUGUGCAUUGAGGAAAAAUUUUGAUUCAGAAAUCACCAUAAUGAGGGAUAUAGAAAGCAAGGCGAAUACGGUUCAGAUAGAGAAAAAAGAAAGACAAAAAGACUUCGAGCUUUACAAAGCUAAUUCUCUGAAACUGAAGGAGGAAAUUGCAAAUUACAGUGUCAAGGUAAAAGAGCUGAAAGAUAUCCUAGCAUGGGAAGAAGAGGCUCUGUUUUCGUGGGAGGAAGAACUUGCAAAAGAGGACAGAACGCGGUCGAUGCUUACUGAGCUGACUCUCCAAGACGAGGAAAAAUUCAACGAUUUAGACAUGAGAAGGCAGAUGCUUGAAUUUGAUUAUGGUCAACAAAAAAUGACAGAGGAAAGAGACAUAAACAUCCUUCAGAAUAUGGAAACACAACUUGGCCAAUUCGGUAAACUCUUCAGAGAAGUGACACAUGAACAAAAUAAAUUACUUCACCAAUGGCAUGAUAUGAAUAACACACUUAAAGGGAGGUCUCAUUUAGUUAAAAAUUGUUAUGCGGUGGUUGACAAAAUAAGGACAAUGGCUAGGGAAAAAUACUUUGAACUUCAUGAAAAACGUAAACUGCUUCUAACUCUCCAAAAGGAUAAUGCAAAACAUGAAGUCGACAUUGAAAAAUUCAAAGCUUCACUUUUGAAGGGGAAAAACGUCACCGAACUCCUCGAUAAAACUAUAGCCGAAUUAACUGGAAAAACGAAUACUCUUCAAAGGUACAUUUUGGAUUCUUCGUCGAAAGUCAAUCUUCAAAAAGCACAAAACACUGAAUUACAGAAUUCAGUGAAAGCCCUCGAACAAAAAAUAAACAACUUGGUUCAUUCCAAUCUGGAGCUUCAAAUAAAACUAGACACCCUGAAUGUCGACAGUUUAACGAUUGAACAGCAGACGAAAAAUACUGAAGAUAUUUAUGAGAUGGGAGAAAAAGUGCUAAUAGAAGAAUCAAAGGAAUUCGAUAGGUUGCAAAUAUUGAUUUACAAAUUGAGGCAAGAUCUCAGUGGUCUAAAAAAUAAGCUGCUCGUUCAGAAUCAACAACUUAAUUGCAUUCGACAGGAGAAACGAGAAGUCGAAAAACAAAUAAAAACUCUUCAAAAUGAAUACAAUGAAUAUGAAGACAAUUUGUUCAGCAAGGAACUUGCACUAGAAGUGCUCAGUGAAAAGUAUACCCAAUUGGUAGGUGAAGCUUUAUGUGACGAGCUGGACGACAAAUUGAGAGAUGAAGGGAUCAAAAUUGAAAAAGACAUAUCGGAUUUCAAAAAUGAAAUCGGCAACUAUAAAUUCCAAAUAAGAAUAUUGAAGAAAGAUUUGGUCGAACUAACUGCAAUAAUAAAUGAAGGGAAAAAGGAACUGGACACUCUCGUUGAACAAGGGACUAAUUUGAAACUCGUCCUGACCUGUGGUAAAAAAGUGGUUAACGACGUAACGGAGGAAUACAACGGUAAAUUAAUCGACCUUAAUGUGGUCAAGAUGCAGGCAAGUUUGGCAAAGGAAAACAACCAAAAACUCCAAAAUGAACUUUGUAUGUUGGAAAAACAAAGGAUCAUUUUAGACACGGGUAUGCAAGAGAGAAAUUGUGAAAUCAAAAGUCAAAAAGAUGAAAUGCUUAUGAAAAAGAAGGGGUUGCUGGAUGAGCGAUCAGUCCUUAAAAAGAACAUAGAACAGGUCAAUCUCAGAAUAAAACAAAUUCAAAAGAGGUUUGAGAUAACGAUGGAUCUGCUUGGAAAGGAUGAUUGUGGAGAAAGACAAUCAGUAUCUUAUUUUAAGAUCAAGUUAGCUCAAGAAAAACAUCAGUUGCAAGAAAUGGGUGAUGACCUAGAAGCGAAGAUAAAUAAAACAGAAAAGGAAAUUCAAGCGAUGGAAAACACGCUCAGAGUUGUCAGUCUCACAAAUGAAAACUACAAGACAAACCUUGAAACUGUAGAUCUUGAUGGUCCAGAAAUGCAAGAAUAUUACAAUCUAGAAGCAAAAUGCCACGAGGUGAAUCAACAGUGCAAAGCCAAUACAUCUGAUAUGAACAACAUCAAAGUUGAAAUCAAGAAAUUGCAAAGUGGUAUACAAAUGUACCAGAAUUGCAUAAUGGAAAUGCAAGAAGAGUGGAAAACAAGAGAGGGACAAGUUGAGGUGCUGACAAAAGAUUUGGCAAAGAAACAACUUAAAUUAGCGAGAGCGAGUAAAAUCAUGAAAAGACUAAUGACAGAAGUGAAAGCGACAAAAGAACCAAUUAGUUUAAAGAAAAUGGCUCUUAGAGAUAUCGAAUUACGUCUUGAGCAAGAACGAAACAAGAGCGUACUCCAGCAAUUGGCAGAAUUCGUUAAAAAUUACUACGAUGCCGCACCUAUAGCCGAGAGAUUAUUGUCUGAUAGGAGCAUCAUUCUGCCAGAGAUAACGGUUGAUAAAAUCAGCGAUAGGGCUGAAACGAGGUCAAAGGCGAGCGAUGUAAGCGAAAUCAGCAUAUGCAGCAUAUCUCCUUCGAUCAUGGUGCUAGACCCGACGAUCCUAUUGCCUGAAGAAUUCCGCCCGGAAUACAAAGAGAGAAAAGUGCCAAAGAUUAACUUUGAUUGUAAGUAAUCAACAGCCUGGAAUCAACACUUAAAAACAGAAUGAAAUUGGAAAGACUUCUGCUCGACGUAGUGGGACCAGAAACACACAAAUAAACUUGUUAUUAGCAGUCUUUAUUUUAUAUUUUGAAUUGUUCUAUUAUAAUUUUUAAUCUGUA
Molecule: messenger RNA, 3071 nt
Organism: Cimex lectularius (bed bug)
Lineage: Eukaryota; Metazoa; Arthropoda; Insecta; Hemiptera; Cimicidae
Gene: Ccdc39
Product: coiled-coil domain-containing protein 39
Exons: 19
Coding region: 116-2923 (935 amino acids)
Biological process (GO): cilium movement; inner dynein arm assembly; cilium-dependent cell motility
Cellular component (GO): axoneme
Source: RefSeq, a predicted model, not a curated record